Molecule: messenger RNA, 960 nt
Organism: Pocillopora verrucosa
Lineage: Eukaryota; Metazoa; Cnidaria; Anthozoa; Scleractinia; Pocilloporidae
Source: RefSeq, a predicted model, not a curated record
AUGGUGUAUCCUAUGGUUACAGUUGACGUGAAUGGUGUUAAGUGUCGAGCAUUAUUGGAUACGGGAGCCGGAUAUUCCUACGCGUUAUCAACGCUUCUGGACUGUUUACAUUUGCGUCCUAUCCGUCAACAAUUCAAGAGCAUUGAAAUGAUGUUUGGUACUUCAAACAAAGCGAUAGACAUAUAUGGCCUACAAAUUCGAAGCGUAGAUGGCCAAUUCACCUUGGAAGCCGAAGUAAACAAAGUCGACCACAAAGAGUUGUUGACAUUGGAAAACCCAAAAUGUGCAGAAAUCGUAGUUCAGUUUUCUCAUUUGAAGGACGUAACCACAAAUGAUAACGACGAGAAAGCAGAAUAUACGAAGUUCGGCUGGACGAUCUUGUCACCUGGAACGGAGUUGGAUCUCAGCAACAUGUUCUUAACGCAGACCUCCGCAAUCGAUUUCGAAGAAUUGUGCAAGUUAGACGUCUUGGGGCUAAAGGACAAUCCAAGUGGAGACCAGGAAACCGUUUAUGAAGAGUUCAAAGAGCAACUAACCAGGAGUUCACAAGGCUGGUACGAGACGAGCCUGCCCUGGAAAGGAAAUCAUCCUUUCCUACCGAACAAUCACACAGGAAGUUUAAAACGUCUUAAAAAUUUUGUGCGAAAGUUAGAGAUGCGAGGCGAGCUGCAGAGGUACAACGACAUUAUCCAGUCUCAACUGAGAAAAGGGACUGUAGAACGCGUUGACGACGUGGUCAAGGACGGAAGAGAGUUCUACAUUCCUCAUGAAGCGGUCGUGCGCGAGAACGCAGAAUCUACAAAGAUACGCAUUGUUUAUGAUGGUUUUGCAAGAACAAAUGCAAGUGUCCCCUCACUCAACGAGUGUCUCGAAAUCGGCCCUCCACUACAGAACCAGCUUUGGAACGUGCUGAUACGAAAUAGGUUCUACCCCGUGGCAAUAGCUAGUGAUUUAAAAUAA